AUGGCACAAUCCGCCUAUACCCAACUCGUAAAACGCCGGUUCUCCAAUCACGUCAAACUAUUCACGGAUGGAUCAAAACUCGGUGAUGCAGUAGGAAUCGGAAUCCAUGGUAUCGGAAAUGGCAUCUCUCUAAGUGUCCCGUCAAUAUACUCCGUAUUUUCGGCUGAAGCAGCUGCCAUGUGGUUAGCUUUGUCCCGUAGACCGAAAGACGUAGCGUUGGUUAUUUUUUCCGACUCUUUGUCAGUUAUCCAAGCCUUAGAGUCCGGUGAAUCGUGCCAUCCGUUCAUACAACAAAUUGAAAACUCAUGCGACCCACUCGUCACCAUCUGUUGGAUACCGGGCCACGUAGGAAUUCGAGGGAAUGAAGAGGCCGACCGUUUAGCAGCCCUCGGACGAAAUGUACAGCACAGUUUCACGAACGAUAUCCCGGCUGCGAAUAUCAUAAAAAACUUUUCAAGAUGCAUCACAAACAAAUUUUCUGAGCAGUGGAGAAAUAGUUCAGGUCACCUACAGAAAGUUAAAGGAGAUCUUAGCAAAUGGGUUGAUCGGAACUCCCGAAUCGAACAGAGAACUCUCUCACGUUUAAGAGUGGGACACACGAAGGUUUCACACGCCCAUUGCAUAUCCCAAACCCUUCCCCCGCAUUGUUCAACAUGUGGCACUAGAAACACCGUUGAACACAUUCUGGUUAAUUGUCAACUAUAUUCAGAUCUACGUCGUCAACAUAAUAUUCCACUAUCUAUUAGAGAUAUUCUUUCCAACGAUCCUGUCCGCGAGGAAAUUUUAAUAUCCUUCCUUAAAGAUGCAGAUCUUUACGAUGCUUUGUAG
This is a messenger RNA of Malaya genurostris, 828 nucleotides long. RefSeq lists its product as uncharacterized. The coding region runs from base 1 to 828 and encodes 275 amino acids. Gene Ontology annotation, molecular function: nucleic acid binding; RNA-DNA hybrid ribonuclease activity. Lineage: Eukaryota; Metazoa; Arthropoda; Insecta; Diptera; Culicidae. The transcript has a single exon. The record is from RefSeq and is a predicted model, not a curated record.